Brassica rapa (field mustard) is the source of this 2718-nucleotide messenger RNA. Its product is annotated as F-box/FBD/LRR-repeat protein At1g16930. The record is from RefSeq and is a predicted model, not a curated record. NCBI's taxonomy places the organism in Eukaryota, Viridiplantae, Streptophyta, Magnoliopsida, Brassicales, Brassicaceae. Gene Ontology annotation, molecular function: protein binding.
UGCUUAAGCGCGGACAUGACAAUAUUUUAACGAAAUUAUUUGUAUUUGUAUUUUUCGUUACUUUUGUGCGUUGCACUCAUCGGACGUGCCCGACUCCCUUGGAACCGGAACCGGAAUCGAAACCUUCUGGAACUUUAUGGAAUCUCGCUUUCACAACAUUUCUAAAAUAUUUUCUAUAAAAAUAUGUUGGAAGUUUAUGAUUCAGUUUUAGAAUCACGCUUCUAUUCUUUUAAAAUAAAAUACAAUGUCAUGUAUCAAUAAAAAAAACUAUAAUCCCGGUCAUUGGGGAAUUAACAUUUCGGCAUCACCAGGGACAGAUGACCGACACGUGGCAACACGUGACUAGUCUGGAUCACUUCUGUGAGGCCAGGAUACCUCUAUAUAAUUCAAAAAAAAAAUAUAUAUAAUCAUAGUUUUUAAUUUAUGUAAAAUCCAAAUUUUAAUAGUAAAUGAAUAGAGAGAAUAUAAAUAUAUAAAUAUUAAAAUUAAUACUAGAAAUUAUAUUUAUGUAUAGAUGUUUUUAUUAAACAUAUAUAAUAUAUACAAAUAUAUUGUGUCAAUUAUUUAUGAAGUAUUAAAAAUAAUUAAUAUAAUAAUUUCUUUUAAAAAAUCUCGAUUUUGUGCCUAGCUUCAGUUUCCAUGUAACAUAAUUUGUGAUUAAUGAUAGUUUUCUAGGGUUUAGAGGGGCAUAAGUAAUAAUGGAGAAAAGGUUCCUAAAAGAGAAGCAAAGUAGCUCAGAGGAAAGAAGAAGAAGCAACUCAGAGAUAAACGAUUUACCAGAUUCAUUUCUUUGUCACAUACUCUUUUUUCUCUCGACAAAAUAUUCAGUUCGAAGCAGCCUUUUGUCCAAACGUUGGAGGAGUCUCUGGUUACAGGUUCCUGCUUUCGACUUGGACUCACUCCAAUUCAACGAUGAUGUUUUCAGUUUUACGGACUUCGUCCAUAGAUUUCUUAAAUCUGACGAAAAUCUAACCUUGAAUAGAUUCAAGUUGAUCUGUUCUCCUGACGAUAUUGAUGAUGAUGAUAAUAAUGAUAGUGUUUUGGAGUUGUGGAUAGAUGCUUUAGUUAGGCGUAGGGUUCAUCAUCUGGAUUUUCAAGUUAACUCAGACGAUGACAAAAUAGUUUGUAUGCCUCUUUCGCUAUAUUCAUGUAAUACCUUGGCCAACUUAAGUCUCUACCACGUAGCUUUGAGUGACAUGGAACUAGAGUUUGUUGCUUCCCUACCUUGUCUGAAGGUUAUGUGUUUAGAUACUGUAAGGUAUGAGUAUGACGAUUCGCUGAUCCAUGACGAAUCCAAUUACCUUGAGACACUUCUAACCAGCUGCCCGGUUCUUGAAAAGUUAACCAUAAUCAGGGAUAUAUUUGAUUAUCUUAAAAUUAUUUGUGUGCGCUCCAAGUCUUUAAAAAGUUUAACUCUAUGGGUUGACUCAUGCCAAGUUGGUCUCUUGGAAGAUCAUGUUGUGGAAAUAGAUGCUUCGAAGCUUGAGCAUAUGAGUCUCCGUGAUCACUUAUCUAGAAGCAUCGUUAUACACAGUAUUGCUCCCUAUGCAUCGGUGAACAUCGAUGUUCACUUUGAUGGGAAUGAUGGUUAUACAUCACUGGACCAAGAUGAUGAUGAUUCUAAUUCCAAGAGGACUAUGAUCCGUAAUUUCCUCACCAAGAUAUCCACAGUCUCCCGCAUGGAGAUCUCUUACAAUACUCUAGAGGUCAUCCAUGAUUACUCAAAAUUGGAACAGUUACCUCACUUCUCUAACUUGUCUUGGUUAUAUGCUUCUUUCCUUGACUCGUUUUGGGAAUUGCUGCCAACCUUUCUUUGUUGCUGUCCGAAUCGACACACACUCUUCUUGGAAUUUGUGUUUGAUAUAGAGGAAAGCCCAAUGAAACUCUCAUCUGUGCCGCCGUGUUUCGUAUCGUCUCUCAAGUAUGUUAAGCUUGCGACGCAAGGCACAACAAAAACAUCAAGCCAGAUGAAAUUAGCUAGAUAUUUCCUGAGUCAUUGUGCUGUCCUGAAGAAACUGAGCUUAAGCAAGAGUUUUGGUGAUGGCAUCAUCAAGAAAAUAAAAAAGAUUCAAAGAAAGUCUAGAGAGUGCAUCAUUGUCACUGGUUGUCUGGUUAAGCCACACAACUUAUACCAUAGACAAGAUGAAUAAUGAAUCCAACUCUUAUAGUAGUAGUAAUCCAGUGUAAGACUAUUUUAGCUUUUUUCUUUUUUUUGUUGUGUGUGUGAGCAUGGCUUCAUGUUUCCUAGGUUCGAUCUAGAUGUUAUCAAGCUAGUUUUCCUUCUUUAAAGAGUUUAUACUGUCGAUCAGACUCUAUUAAUCUUAUAUCUUAUGAAGUUGGGUGUUAUGUGAAAAAAAGAAAGGAGAUAGUUUUCUUCAUCAGUGAAAUAAGGUUCUUGGUGUGUGUUUUAGGCGCUUUUUGUUAGGAAAUUGUAAUUUUGCGGUUUAGAAACUUGUAUGGAGAUUUGAGAAUCAAGAUAACAAGUCUUUAAUGAAGUUUGAGAUAUACUUUACAGAGAAUCCUGUCAGUCAUAAACACAUUUUCCGAAAUUUACUUCCAUUGUACUUUCUGGAGCAUUUUACUUUGAUUUUUCAAAGGUACUUUCUUGAUUUUUCAGUAUUUAAAUGAAAUCAGAGGUAAUAAGAGAUAAAAUGAUAAGUUUCAACAAAUAAUCACCGGACAAAAUUCUCUUCAAAUCCCAAAUACUAAAACAAACGU